ACGACUUUGCCAAAAGAAGAAACGGAGGAGGGCGAUCGCGAGGUCUCUUCCCAUUUCCGACUUGAACAGCCCCCAACUGAAAGCCCCCAGGAAAAAAAGAAGAGACCAAAAAGUUCUGAGUGUUUAAACAAAGCAUCCAUUUUCAGAAAUUGCGAAAUGGAGGAAGAAAACAAACAUUCGCCCAAGGAUGAGAAAGAGACAGAGCAAGAGCCACUAAAAGCAAACGCUGAAGAAAAAGCAAAAUCAGAAGCAGCGCCAGCAUCGAAGAGCGGCUGGGGCGGUUGGGGCUUCUCUCCUCUCUCCGUUCUCUCAGAUCUCCAAAAAGCAGCCGAAGAAAUCUCUCGCAGUGCUGCUGCAGUUGCUCAGACGGCAGCAAAGAGCGUGACGGACGUGCAAACCAAUGAGGAGGACUCAGAAUCUUCUAAGAAUGAGGGAGAGGUAGAAGACUCUGCAAAUGAAAGUGAAAGUGGAGAUGAAAAGGACAAGUUACGGAAGUCUGCUCUGGAUAAAUUGGAGAAAGCUAGUGAGGAGUCAUUAUUUGGCCAGGGGUUGAAGGCUCUUGAUAAUUCUGUGGAGAAUUUGGCUUCUGGAGCAUGGAAUGCAUUAGGAAGUGCGUGGAGAGGGGGUACAGAUUUGGUUCACAAGAUCGAGCAUUCUGCUGUGAACCUCGCAGAUUCUAUUCAGCAAGGUGGUUUACCAGCAGCUGGUUCAGUUGCGCCAUCCAUAUUAGAGACUGGAAAGGCUUUUACGGCUAAAGGAAUGCAAGUGCUUGAACUUGUGGGAAAGGAGACCAUGGAUCUAUUGAUUACAGAGACUGGUAUUGAAGUUGAGAAGAAUUCAAAAGAAGCUGAACAACAAACUGAGGACGAUCAAUUGUAUGAGGAAGUAACAUUUGAUCGAUGCUUCUAUAUAUAUGGAGGUCCAGAACAGUUGGAGGAGCUGGAGGCGUUGUCCAACCACUAUGCCCUGUUAUUUAACCGAAGAAAAGGAAAAUUAUCAUUGGAACAGAAAUCUGCAUUUGAUGGAAAGCUAAAAGAGGUCCAGCAAAUUUUCAGUUUGAGCACUGAAAUGGAUGGAACUGGUGUAGAGACGGACAAAGGAAAAAAAAUAGAGACUCUGGCUGAGGGAAGUGGUGAUGAGAUGAAGAAUUUACACAACACAAGUGUUAGCAAGGCUGCUGAUAUGGCUGCAGGGUUCACAAGUGCCUUAGCUGGAUUAGCUGUUAAUGAUAUGAUCCAAAGGACUGCUGGCAGACUAGAGUCUCUUCACUCCGAGGGGGUUCAUAGACUCUCAGAAAUGUGCUGUUUUGCGGUGUCUCAACUGUUGAUGCUUGGUAAAUCCAUCAUUUCUAAUGCUAACAAGGUUCAGGAUGAAGAUGCUGAUGAGAAUAUAGACUGGCCUGAGGAUUCUAUUGAAAAAGCCAAGAUAAUCAGAGCGAAGGCACAGUCAAUGACAGGAUAUGUGGAAGCUGUUUCCAACAGCUUUAUUACAGGCAUAUCUGAUGUAGCUGAAGCUUAUUUAGCAGCCAUAAAGGGCGCCAGUGCCGAAGCACAUGAAGUUCUUCCACAAACUUCAGUCCAGGAAAAAGCAAGUGCCUUAUCCGAACAUCUGCAUGCAGAUCAGACAACAGCUCUGUGCAAAAUCCAGGAUGGGCUCCAAUACUUGUCUUAUGUACUCCUUUCAACCUCUAUGCCUUCUGCUUGAAAACGUGCCUUUAUUUGUUUCAUUAGUUCUAUUGUAAAUAGUUGCAGUUUAGAGUGGGUUUCACCCCCUGAUCUCAUUUAAAAUGUUUAUGCUACAACAUCUAUAUUGAAGUUAUUCAAGAAUAGAAGAUAUAAUUUCUCUGUUA
Alnus glutinosa is the source of this 1849-nucleotide messenger RNA. RefSeq lists its product as uncharacterized. Bases 157 to 1704 code for a protein of 515 amino acids. The record is from RefSeq and is a predicted model, not a curated record. The transcript has 9 exons. NCBI's taxonomy places the organism in Eukaryota, Viridiplantae, Streptophyta, Magnoliopsida, Fagales, Betulaceae.